This is a messenger RNA of Caenorhabditis auriculariae, 337 nucleotides long. The record is from the annotation of a GenBank genome assembly. NCBI's taxonomy places the organism in Eukaryota, Metazoa, Nematoda, Chromadorea, Rhabditida, Rhabditidae.
AUGAAGCUUCUUCUGGCCGUUUCUUUCUGCUUCCUUUUGUUCGCCGCCUUCGCUUCGGCUGACGCUCAACAAGGAAAUGCUCAGCAGUUCGAGGAGGACAGUCUGGCUCACAAUCCCGACACCGAACAGUAUGUUUCAACUUCAUUUUCACAGUUCCUGAACUCUGCAACUAUCUGAUUGGAUCCUAAUCCGUCUGUCUUUCAGUGAUCGACCAAAACGCCAGUUCGGCUAUGGCAUGGGAUACGGAAUGGGCUAUGGAAUGGGAAUGUACCGUCCGUGGGGCAUGUAUGGCAUGUACCGUCCCUGGGGAAUGAUGCCCUUCAUGAUGGGCCGAUAA